Molecule: messenger RNA, 2556 nt
Organism: Penicillium oxalicum
Lineage: Eukaryota; Fungi; Ascomycota; Eurotiomycetes; Eurotiales; Aspergillaceae
Product: putative TBC domain protein
Exons: 2
Coding region: 1-2556 (851 amino acids)
Source: RefSeq, a predicted model, not a curated record
AUGGAAGUCGAGGCAGCCUUGUCACCUUCGCCGGCUUUGCAGUUGCCCUCGGGAUCCCCAGCUCUGCGCUCCGGUGAAACUGCCGCAGAACAGCGACCGCUUGCCAUCCGCUCUGUCUCUUUGCCAACAUCUUCGGAGACAGCGAUUGAAUCAAAUGGCCGAUCCUUCAGUACCAGCGCCGCCCCUCCAGACAUCACUGAUCGUCCUGCGACAGUGCGCUCACUGCGCAGUCUCACCCCGAAUGGAGGACCGAGGCCACUAUCACCAACGGACAAGGAUGGUGGAACACUGGUGCCGGGGGACAGUCAGAGCGAAUUCGAGGCGCCAGUGCUACACAGUGUGCCUAGCAUCACCAUCAACGAGAGCUCUCGGCCGAGCUCCCGACCCGGAUCACGAUGGUCGGAACGGAGAUGGGGUGGAUUGAAAAAGAAGUCGAUGGAGCUGGAACACAAGAUCAGUACAGAAGAACUGCCACCGGUGCCCCGCAUUGAGCCCGACUUCAAUGGAAUCAGCCUGGACAUCCCAACUGCAUCACUCGGGGAGAUGGGCCAGACAAUGAAAUUCUCAACCCGUGGUAGUCUGAUCAGGGAUCGAUCAAAACGUCCUUACCCAGCGAUCGCCCAAAGCAAAUCGAUACAGGAAUCAUUAGACGAGCACUCGGGGCCCUCUUCGGGUGGUGCGUCUGCUUCGCUGGUGGCCGACUCGAAUACGCGUCUGGAGGCUGUCCCUGCAACAACCGAGUCUGAAGACGAAGCGACAAAUGGAAAGCGAGUUGGCCAGGCUUCGCUCCAAAGCAGCACCGCCAGCAAUGCUCCUGUGGCGAUUCCUCGAGUCCGACCGCAGAGUUCUCUCCGCCCUAGACAGACGAGUCUCCAGAGCCGCGCGAUAUCCGCCGAUGAAGAUAUGCUCUCACGCCGUGUCCGGCUCAUGUAUGAGAAGGGCGACGACAACGUUACCGACUCGGAAGUCGCCAAGGCAAUGGCCUCCGAUAAUGGGAUUCUGUGGGAAGAGCCUACAGCUAUCGACAUCGAGACUGCUUCUACACCUGCGCCGGAAACCCAUCCAGAGGAUCACCUGGGACGAGCGUCAGAAGAAGUGGAACGUCUCCGGAUGAAACGAGAGACGAAAGAAUUGGCUGGGGGUAUCGAAUAUUGGCAGGACGUGGGUGUAGGGCAGGUCGACCGCUACGGUUUCAUUCACACGUCAACGGAUGAGCCACAUCCACUCCAACGCGUGACGACGAGCCUGCUUCUGGCCUCUGAAGCGCCACGAAGAAAACGAUCUAUCCGGCCACCAACUGCCAGAGCCAGCACGCGCUCUUUUAGCGCUCGCCCACCCACGCGAGACACCUGCAAAGACUCUCCAGUCGGUCGUCCAACCUCGUCGGCCAGUGCGCGUAGCAUGCCAGUGCGGCGUUCCACAUCACGUCUCCGGUCCGCAACUAAUCAUCUACCGCACAACCGAGACCGAAAAGUCAAAGAUGAGGCGGGUGAUAUGCUGACUCUGCCGGGGGAUGCCUUCGAAGAAGGUCCUGACACUGCGUCGGCGCGAGCGAUGCGCAGGAAAGAGUGGCAGCGUGAAGACAAAUGGACCAAAAUGGCCAUUCCAGUCAAAAAAAGCCGGGAUGGCGGCGGAAUGAAGUUUGAGUUCGAUACACGCAGCUCAAAAUUGAUCGAGCGAACCUGGAAAGGGAUUCCUGAUCGAUGGCGCGCGACUGCCUGGUACUCAUUCCUCGAAACCAGCGCCAAGCGCCACGCAAACAGCCCCACCGAAGACACCCUGAUUGAGGCAUUCCAUGAAUACCAGUACAUAUCGUCUCCAGACGAUGUGCAGAUUGACAUCGACGUUCCCCGCACCAUCACAAGCCAUAUCAUGUUCCGGCGGCGGUACCGAGGUGGUCAACGCUUACUUUUCCGGGUGCUUCACGCAAUGUCGUUGUACUUCCCCGAUACCGGCUAUGUGCAAGGCAUGGCCGCUCUCGCGGCGACGCUUCUCGCGUAUUAUGAUGAGGAGCAUGCCUUUGUGAUGCUCGCCCGACUUUGGCAGCUCCGAGGCCUUGAAGAGCUGUACAAGUCAGGCUUUGCAGGACUCAUGGAAGCUUUGGGCGACUUUGAGCGAGAGUGGCUUGCUGGUGGUGAGGUAGCCUCGAAACUGAACGAGGUUGGGAUCCCUCCCACUACCUAUGGAACCAAGUGGUAUCUCACCCUUUUCAACUACUCCAUUCCUUUCGCGGCUCAGCUCCGCGUGUGGGAUGUUUUCAUGCUUCUUGGAGACUCAGAAGACCUCACUGCUCCUCCUCAGCCGGUCGCCUCGUCGGGCAAGGGAAAGGGGGAUUCGUCCGUCUCCCGAUCAGGCACGUUUGGACAGGGACUGGAUGUGCUCCAUGCGACGUCCGCUGCUCUAAUUGAUGGCAUGCGCGAGAUCAUUCUCGAAUCCGAUUUUGAAAACAGCAUGAAGGUCCUCACCAGCUGGGUUCCAAUCAAGGACAUUGAGAUUUUCAUGCGUGUUGCCAAAGCAGAGUGGAAAGUUCACCGUCGCAAGAAAGUGGUGACCUGA